Haemonchus placei is the source of this 282-nucleotide messenger RNA. Lineage: Eukaryota; Metazoa; Nematoda; Chromadorea; Rhabditida; Trichostrongylidae. The record is from the annotation of a GenBank genome assembly.
AUGGACAAGAAAAUGCUGUCGCUCGUCAUACUAGCUCAUGCUUCAGAUGUUCUGGAAAAUGCUUUCGCACCGUUGAGUGAUCAGGAUUACGAGGUUGCAAUGAAAAGGGUUCGAUCAUUGUUGGAAUUGGAAUACGAUGCUCAGGCGGAAAAGAAAGGGAACGAAGUGAUGUGGGCUGUGUUUGAGGCGUUCAGCAACAUUCAAUACGUGGAAGGCAUGUGUUUUGCAUUAGAGCUGUCUAGCAGGGAUGCUGUCAUCGAUUUUUCGUUUUCUGCCAUGCCA